Messenger RNA from Xenia sp. Carnegie-2017, 1960 nucleotides. RefSeq lists its product as uncharacterized. The record is from RefSeq and is a predicted model, not a curated record. The transcript has 8 exons. Lineage: Eukaryota; Metazoa; Cnidaria; Anthozoa; Malacalcyonacea; Xeniidae. Bases 371 to 1960 code for a protein of 529 amino acids. Gene Ontology annotation, molecular function: protein binding.
AUUCAUGAUGAAGAUGAGAUUCAUCACCAAAAAUGUUUACUACCAAAAUUUCUUAUCCAUUUCCAAAAACAAUUUCCUAAUCCACUUUUGUGUGCUGUAAAACCAAUAAAUUUUAAAAAAGAGGCUUAUUUUCCACGUUCGUAAGAGAGAUACAAGGAGAUGUGUAUGGAUUGACGUAUAUAAUUUCUGCGUUUGCGGUUUGCAUUUAAAGUUUUUAUCCAUCAGCAAAUAAAAAACAGAUAAACCAAAUAUAAACCAAAUGCUUCGAUAUUUUGAUAUUUACGAUAAUAAUAGUUGUAUGUUUUCAGUGUCUAUCAUCGAACUUGUGCAGCUAUGAUUUUCCAUACAAUUGCAGUUUUAAGGAUAAAAAAUGAUGCGUUUUGUUGUCAUCUUGUGGUUGAUGCUGACCGUGACUCUUAAAUGUGCCGUUAAAUGGGGAUGGAACAAAAAGUUUGAAUUUUGUGAAGAUAAAUGGAAUGUGUUUGUUCAAGAAAAAAAUAUAUCGGAAGAAAGGUGCGGAAAUUUGUCUUUAACUAAUGGUUGUAUCGAAGAGAAAAAUUAUCUUUUGGAACGAUUCAGGAUGUUCAGUGAAAUUUGUCCACUUGAAGGUAAAUGUUGGUGUGCAAAGAAUGUCGUGAACAAGAUGGUCGAAUGGGGGAAACGAGUAGCAAUUAUAUCUUGGAGUGAACCGGAAAACUUCACUUGUCCUCAUAAAUACAUAAAAGAAGGAGAGGAAAAGUCGAACAUUAGUUCUCCACAGUCGUUCUUAAUAGGACAGCACAAAAUUCCGUACAAGCACUUUCUGUAUGGUGGAAAAACUUCAACAUGCUAUGUUCAUAUUAACGUUACAUUUGCUUGCAGCUUUUUCGACGACAACGAUCAAACACUUAAUGUUACUGUCGGACAACAACUAACAAUAGAUUGUCCACCUCAUGGCUACACCAAGUGUGCCAUUUACAAAUGGGGUGGACUCACUGUUUUGGGGACAUGGCUCUUUUCCAACGUCGAGAACGCAUUGGUCAUGGGAGAUGGUAGACUGUUUUUUUCUCACGUCACCAAAGCUAAUCUAGCAUUCAUUCAACAAAUGCGUGGCAUAAGAUGCCUGAUCAAAGCCAAGGGAGACGGCUCAAGCUUUAACUAUCAAAAGUCUGGAGUUUUUAGAUUCAAAAUUACAGGAGAGAACAUCACCUCGUUUGGUCCUGACGUUCAAAAAAUCCCAAACCAAGAAGUUGCCCGGGGAGAUAUAGUAAAAUUAAGAUGUGUUGCCGCUGGAUAUUUUCCCAGCCCAAAUCCAAAAGCACGCCAUAUCUUCGUGCCAAACCACUUUCCUUUGACAAUUGUCCAACUCCCAAAGUAUCGUUGGGAGAAGACGGAUUUGCAGGGUAAAAAGAGCCAAGUGUUUCAUCAAAUUGACGGCGUCGCUCUUUUAGAAUACAACAGAGUAUUGUUGAUUGAAAACGUGAAGUCUCGCAACGCGGGAAUUUACACGUGUCACGUGACCAUUGACAAAAAUAAUAUCAAGAGAACUGCGUCAGAGGAAACAAAAAUUGUCGUUAGAGAUCCGCCCCUGAUGGCAACUCGCUCAACUUCUCUUUCCUUCAUAACGACAGCACCUAUGGUGGCCCCACAAUCGUUCAGGCAUAAGGAAAUUGGAUCCGACUACGUUUUGCUGGAAUGGGAAGGAGUUCAUUCCGGGCCGAUCGAGGGAUACAAGCUAAGCUAUUGGUACGAAGACGGGAGUAAGACACGCGUAAAACGCGCGGUUAGUUCGUGUGUGGGAGAAAAGAACGCGUGCGUAACCUUUAUCAAAAACGUAAUGACGACCCAAUACAGACAGGGAGACUUGCAACCAUUUAAGAACUACACCAUGUACUUGCAAGCUUACAACCAAAUUGGCCCGGGACCAAAAAGUAAUCAUAUUAAAGUGUCCACAAGGAAGGAAAACCCGGGUGGUACAUGA